Molecule: messenger RNA, 734 nt
Organism: Microtus oregoni (creeping vole)
Lineage: Eukaryota; Metazoa; Chordata; Mammalia; Rodentia; Cricetidae
Gene: Ppih
Product: peptidylprolyl isomerase H
Exons: 10
Coding region: 30-563 (177 amino acids)
Biological process (GO): protein peptidyl-prolyl isomerization; protein folding
Cellular component (GO): intracellular membrane-bounded organelle
Molecular function (GO): peptidyl-prolyl cis-trans isomerase activity
Source: RefSeq, a predicted model, not a curated record
AGCUGAUCUUCUCCUUCCGGGUCGGGGCCAUGGCGGUGGCAAAUUCAAGUCCAGUCAAUCCGGUGGUCUUCUUUGAUGUCAGCAUUGGCGGCCAGGAAGUUGGUCGCAUGAAGAUCGAGCUGUUUGCAGACGUGGUGCCUAAGACGGCAGAGAACUUUAGGCAAUUCUGCACUGGAGAGUUCAGGAAAGAUGGUGUUCCGAUCGGAUACAAAGGAAGCACCUUCCAUAGGGUCAUAAAGGAUUUCAUGAUUCAGGGUGGAGAUUUUGUUAAUGGAGAUGGUACUGGAGUCGCUAGCAUUUACCGCGGUCCAUUUGCAGAUGAAAAUUUUAAACUUAGACACUCGGCUCCAGGCCUGCUUUCCAUGGCAAACAGUGGUCCCAGUACAAACGGCUGCCAGUUCUUUAUCACAUGUUCUAAGUGUGAUUGGCUGGAUGGGAAGCACGUAGUGUUUGGAAAAAUCAUUGAUGGACUUCUGGUGAUGAGAAAAAUCGAGAAUGUUCCCACGGGCCCUAACAAUAAGCCCAAACUGCCAGUGGUAAUCUCCCAGUGUGGGGAAAUGUAAUCUAGACCAAGACUGAACCAGGUCUUCAGUGUUGGGUGACACUCCCCUUGAGUCUGACAAGCUGGACUGACCUCUGCCUCCACAGUGUGUGAACCAGGACCUGGAAGUCUCACAAAUCAGAAUCAAGAUCUUGUUUAAAUUUUGAACUGUAAAUAAAGGAUUUUUUUUUAA